ACUUGAAGUUAGUGUGGUUUGACCGAGUGUGCGUGUCGGCGUCGCCUUUGUCGUUGUCGUCAGGUGCACUCGAAUAAGGUUCAUCGAAAUGAGAGGCGGAAUGAGAGGAAGGGGAAGAGCUGGUCGGCCAGGAGGGAUGUUCAAACCGAAAGUUUUUGUUCCGCACCUGCCGUUUGACUACUACGUGUGUGAGCAGAAUUUUCAAAAGGUGAAACCGCCGCCCGAUGAUAAUGCCCUUACUCAGGCCCUCCUGAAGAAAAACCAGGACCUGACUCCUACAUCAGCAGAGCAGACAUCAAUUCUGAACCUCAUGAACAAGAUUCAGUCUGUGCUGGACACGCUUAUCGUUUCUCCGAAAACUCUCGAUGCCUGCCAAAUUGAAGAAAGUCGUCAAGUGGGAUCCUUCAAGAAAGGCACCAUGAUGAUUGGCAACAACGUCGCAGAUAUCGUCGUCAUUCUCAAGACACUUCCAACAGGUGAAGCGGUCCAAGCUUUGGCAAACAAAGUCCAGGAAGACAUCAAGGCUAUGGAUUCCAGUUUAAAACUGACGCAUCAAAUGACAGAAGCCGGAUUUGACCUCAAGCUCCCCGAUGGUGCCACAGCCAAAGUUUUAAUUAGCACAAUUCAUCAAAAUCUCAACAAGUUGGACCCUGAAUUGCAUUUGAAACAGAAGCUUCAGCAAAACCACCUGACGGCUAUCCGGCACUCGCGCUGGUUCGAGGAGAAUGCCCACCACUCGAGCAUCAAGGUGCUGAUUCGCAUUCUGCGGGACCUGCGGAACCGCUUUGAGGGCUUUCAGCCGCUCACACCGUGGAUAAUUGACCUCUUGGCCCAUUAUGCCAUCAUGGUUCAUCCAAGCCGACAGCCUCUGCCAAUCAAUAUUGCUUUCAGGCGUGUGUUGCAGCUGUUGGCGGCGGGUUUGUUUCUGCCCGGCUCUGCGGGUAUACCGGACCCUUGUGAUGGGGGAGGCACUUUCCGGGCACACACUGUCAUGAGCCUCGAGCAACAGGAUUUGGUCUGCCUGACUGCCCAAAACCUGCUGCGCAUUCUUUCCCAUGGAGGGUACAAGAGUAUCCUGGGUAUCGGUGGACCUAAAAAGGUUGAUACAGAAACGACCGUGUUGGAAGGAGUUGUGAUCACGCCAUUGACACCAGUUUACGAGAAGUUCGCAGAGAAGAAAGAUGAUGAGGAAAUGGAUCAAGAAGAGGAGGACAAGAUGGAAACACAAGAGCAGUAAUCCAGAGUAAAGAAUAGAUGUGGACAGCGGCAUCUUCCACUGGGUUUUGUGCUUUGCUUACAUCUCGCAUCAUCAUCAAGCCAGUACAACUGACAUAGUACUUGUGUACUCCUCAACCCUUGCCCCCAAGACUGCAAAAAUAAAGUAUGCUGUGGAA
Rhipicephalus microplus (southern cattle tick) is the source of this 1394-nucleotide messenger RNA. RefSeq names its product interleukin enhancer-binding factor 2 homolog. Gene Ontology annotation, molecular function: DNA binding; double-stranded RNA binding. Gene Ontology annotation, cellular component: catalytic step 2 spliceosome. Lineage: Eukaryota; Metazoa; Arthropoda; Arachnida; Ixodida; Ixodidae. Gene Ontology annotation, biological process: positive regulation of DNA-templated transcription. The record is from RefSeq and is a predicted model, not a curated record.